Messenger RNA from Cyclopterus lumpus (lumpfish), 1559 nucleotides. Its product is annotated as mortality factor 4-like protein 1. The transcript is spliced from 12 exons. Lineage: Eukaryota; Metazoa; Chordata; Actinopteri; Perciformes; Cyclopteridae. Gene Ontology annotation, biological process: chromatin organization; regulation of DNA-templated transcription. Gene Ontology annotation, cellular component: NuA4 histone acetyltransferase complex; nucleus. The coding region runs from base 162 to 1133 and encodes 323 amino acids. The record is from RefSeq and is a predicted model, not a curated record.
ACGGUCUCCCGGGUGGUCAUGUGACCCAGCGGCGGGCGGGCCAUUUCUCAGCUUCUCCUUCGCUCUUGGCACCAAUGUCGGAGGUUUUUGUGCCUGGAAGAAAUGGACUCUGGAAAUGCAGGAAUCUGAUCGUUCAGAGAUCCGACCAGUUGAGUCUGUGAAUGGCGCCGAAACAGGACCCUAAACCUAAAUUUCAAGAAGGUGAAAGAGUCCUGUGCUUUCAUGGGCCAUUGCUCUAUGAGGCAAAGUGUGUAAAGAUCAACAUAAAGGAGAAACUGAUUAAAUACUUCAUUCAUUACAGCGGAUGGAACAAAAACUGGGAUGAAUGGGUUCCUGAAAGCAGAGUUCUCAAAUAUGUGGACAGCAACCUUGCGAAACAAAAAGAGCUUCAAAAGGCCAAUCAGGACCAUUAUGUCGAGGGAAAGAUGAGGGGUUUAGCACCAAGCAAGAAGAUUGCUGCUGUGCAGCAGAAAAAUGUUGAUCUGAAAGUGAAAAAGGCAAAGCAGAAGACCCCAGGGCCGGGUGAAGGCACCAGCAGCGGAGAAACGCCGCAGGGACCCCGGAAGAAGAGGGCUCGGGUUGAUCCCACUGUGGAGAGUGAGGAGAUGUUCACCAACCGCGUGGAGGUGAAGGUGAAGAUUCCUGAAGAGCUGAAACCCUGGCUGGUGGACGACUGGGACCUCAUCACCCGACAGAAACAGUUGUUUCAUCUGCCUGCUAAGAAGAAUAUAGAGACUGUUUUGGAGGAUUAUGCAAACUAUAAGAAAUCAAAAGGAAACUCGGACAACAAGGAGCACGCGGUGAACGAGGUUGUGUCGGGGAUUCGGGAGUACUUCAACGUCAUGCUGGGCACUCAGCUGCUUUACAAGUUCGAGAGGCCGCAGUAUGCUGAGAUCCUGGCUGAACACCCAGACAUGCCCAUGUCGCAGGUGUACGGAGCGCCACACUUGCUGCGUCUCUUUGUUCGCAUUGGAGCCAUGCUGGCCUACACUCCACUGGACGAGAAGAGUCUGGCUCUGCUGCUCAAUUACCUCCAAGAUUUCCUCAAGUACCUGGUAAAGAAUUCAUCCACCCUCCUGAGUGCCACUGAUUACGAGGUCGCGCCCCCAGAGUACCACCGCAAGGCCGUGUGAAGCCAUUCUCCCACCACAUGUAAAAUAAACAUUACUUUUUUCCCCUUCAACUGAUCCGCUUCUUCCACAAAGGUCUCAGGAGCUUGUCACAGUUAAGUAAAAAAUAUAAAGUAUUUUUUUGUUGAAUCUUUCUCCUAUUUUCUCUCUCUUAUUUUAAAAAGUCACAUACAUUUUUAUUUUAUUUUUUAAAUGUCUGUGGACAAGUUACUGUUUCCACAAGCAGCUCUUAGGUGUUUUGUGCAUUCCACCCGAUAGAUAUUUGUUACUGUUGCAUGUCUGUAUUUAUUAGUGUUCGUUCUGCCACACGAGGUGCAACUUAUUGCUGGAUCACAUGGUCAUCACUCAACAGUUGAUGUUUUUGUAUCUGUAUCUUGUUCAUUUGUAUCAAUUUGUAAAAAAAAAAUAAUAAUGUUUCUACACAAUUGA